Molecule: messenger RNA, 900 nt
Organism: Cordyceps militaris CM01
Lineage: Eukaryota; Fungi; Ascomycota; Sordariomycetes; Hypocreales; Cordycipitaceae
Product: Lipoyltransferase, putative
Exons: 1
Coding region: 1-900 (299 amino acids)
Biological process (GO): protein lipoylation
Cellular component (GO): mitochondrion
Molecular function (GO): lipoyl(octanoyl) transferase activity
Source: RefSeq, a predicted model, not a curated record
AUGAAACAAGCGCAACGGCUGCUACCGCGCAGAAGCGGCAGCGCUACAAUCCCAUCCCCCUUAACGCCGCACCAUACCACCACUGCCGCCGCCAGCCGCUCCGCGCCGCGGCGCACCCUGCAUCUCCUCCAGCACCACCACCUGAAGCCCUCCUCGCCCUCCUCGCCGCCCUUUAUCCGCUACGCCGACGCCGACGCCCUGCAAGAAGAGCACCGCGCGCGAUUCCUCGCCUACAAGACCUCUCCCGCCACCGCCGCGCCUCCGCCGCAGCUGCUCACCUUCCAAGCGCAGCCGACCUACACCCUCGGCCGCCGGCAGGACGCCCUCUCGCCCGCGCAAGCCGCGCGCCUCACCCAGCCGCUCACCAUCCCCAGCCAGCCCGUCGCACACUACACGCCGCAGGUGCACAAGACGAACCGCGGCGGCCUCACCACGUACCACGGCCCCGGCCAGCUCGUGCUGUGGCCGGUGCUGGACAUGCACUCGCCGCGGCACGCGCGCUUCGGCGUGGCCUCGUACGCCGCGCUGCUCGAGGCCACGACGCGCGCGCUGCUGGCCGACCUGUGGGGCAUCGCCACGUACGCCAACCCGCAGGAGCCCGGCGUGUGGGUGGCCCGCGACGGGCACGAGGAGCGCAAGAUUGCCGCGCUCGGCGUGCAUCAUCGCCGGUACGUCACGGCGCUCGGCGUCGCCCUCAACGUGGACGUGCCGACGGCCGGCGCCGACGAGAGCGUCAAUCCGUGGGCCCGCUUUGUGCCGUGCGGGCUGGCGGGCAAGAUGGUCACUUCGGUCGCGGCCGAGACGGGGAGCGCGGAGCAGGCCGCGCGGUGGGAUAUGGAGAGGUUGGCCGAGGAGUGGGCCGCGAGGUUUGAGGAGGGUUUGCUGAAGGGGAGUGUAUGA